Messenger RNA from Diaporthe citri, 1173 nucleotides. RefSeq lists its product as uncharacterized. Bases 1 to 1173 code for a protein of 390 amino acids. The transcript has a single exon. NCBI's taxonomy places the organism in Eukaryota, Fungi, Ascomycota, Sordariomycetes, Diaporthales, Diaporthaceae. The record is from RefSeq and is a predicted model, not a curated record.
AUGGACCUUACACCCAAGACAACGGAAGACAAGGCCUUUGCGAAGAAGGACCACCACCACCUCAGACCGAAGCCGAGGCUGUCCGAGCGAAACAAAUUCGUUAUCGGCUUGGUUCUCUUUCUUUCCUGGGCCUUCAUCUUCCUCGGCUUCUCCAACAGCGCAAACCCACCGCUCCCGGAAACCUCCACGACGCGACAGCUAUCAGUGCGCAACUUCUCCUGCACCGAAGCGUUCUGGCCAUCGGCCGAGCAGUGCGGCAAGGGUGGCGUCAACUGCGUCCCAGACACGAGCGGCCAGUUCGAGGCCAAGAUCAUGGCAUUCCGCUGCCCCGCGAACUGCGUGCGGGACGCCGCGGCCGCCCCGGCCAGCACGCCGCACCUCGUCGGGGACAUGGAGGUCACGCAGCGGCCGGUCGUCAUCGGCGGGCCCAUCUACCGCGGUGACUCGGAGUUCUGCGCGGCGGCGGUGCACGCGGGCGUGCUGGACGAUGCGAGGGGCGGCUGUGGGGUGGUCAAGCGCAUGGGGCAGACCAACUCGUUCCCGGGCUCGGACAUGUAUGGCCUCGAGUCGCUCGCCGUCAAGACGUACUUCCCGCUGACGUUCAACUUCCCGACGACGAACGAGGAGAUCAACGGGAGGUGUCCGGAGGCCAUCGACCGCAGCUGGGUCUUGCCGUGGGUGACGAUUGGGCACUCGGUUGUGUUCUUCCAACUCACGAGUUCUACUGGCGCGAGGGCUGCCUGGCUGGCUUCAGUCGCAACGGCCCACCUGCUCCGGUGGAGGUCAAGCUCGGCACCCUCGGUGGCAACGGUCCCUGCUCAGCACGCAGUCUCGGAGCCGGUCCCCAUUCCGAAGAUUUUGGACCCGGAGAUAAACACACAAACCCUUGACAUGUCCGUUGCGAAUAUCACAUUCAAGUGGUCGACACCUACGCCGGCUGGGAUCGAAGGGAUUAGUAUGCUGGUAGAUGACGUGGAGAGGGAGCGUGUGUAUUUCGGAGAUGGGAAGGGAAAGGACAGCUUCUUUUGGGAGAGAGGACCGCAAGCUUUUGUCGAUUAUAUUCGGUUCGGUUAUGUAAAGAAUGGGGAGGUUUUGAAAUAUUCUUCCGCGGGGACAUGGCUGCUUGAUGAUUCGUGGACGGGGAUCCCGGCAAAGGACAAGGUUAAGAUGUAG